This is a messenger RNA of Effrenium voratum, 1188 nucleotides long. The record is from the annotation of a GenBank genome assembly. NCBI's taxonomy places the organism in Eukaryota, Dinophyceae, Suessiales, Symbiodiniaceae.
AUGAACGAGAUCCUGUUUGAGUUUAGUGGCCGUCCGGUGACGGUUCUGGAAACCGCCAUUGCAGGCGGACUGUUCCUGCUGACGCUGAUCGUCUGGCUGGUCCUGAAGACCAUGCGCCAGAUCCGCCAGCGGGCGGAUGCCGACAGCGCCGCGACGGAACAGAUACACGAGCUUGAGAGCCACCUCUCGCAACUUCUCAAGUCUCAGGGCGAGAUGACGGGACGCAUGCAAACGAUGGCCGAAGUGUUCGGUUCGCGCCAAUCGGACAUGAUGCGCGCAGUCAACGAGCGCCUCGACGGGAUGGGGCACAAACUCGGCAUCUCGAUGGCCGACACGACGAAGAAAACCCAGGACGGUCUCAGGCACCUUCACGAACGCCUCGCGGUGAUCGACCGGGCUCAGCAGACGAUCACCGACCUUUCCGGCCAGGUAGGUCAAUUGCAGUCGAUUCUUUCGAACAAGCAAACGCGCGGCGCCUUCGGACAGGGCCGGAUGGAAGCCAUCAUCCAGGAUCAGAUGGCCCCAAGCACCUAUUCGUUCCAGGCGACACUCUCGAACAACAACCGGCCCGACUGCCUUAUCCAUAUGCCGAACGGCGCACCUUCCCUUGCGAUCGACGCCAAGUUUCCGCUGGAAGGGUUCAACCUCCUGCGCAAGGCGGAGACAGAGGAGCAGCUGAAAUACGCUCAGGCACAGUUCCGCCGGGAUUUUUCCAAGCAUAUCCAGGAUAUCGGCGAGAAGUAUCUCCUGCCUGGAGAAACCCAGGACACCGCCUUCCUGUUCGUCCCUUCAGAAAGCGUGUUUGCAGAACUCAACGAGCGCUUCGAGGACCUGGUUCAAAAGGCACACCGAACCCGCGUGGUGAUCGUGUCACCUUCUCUCCUGAUGCUCUCGAUUCAGGUCAUUCAGUCCGUGCUGCGAGACGCCAAGAUGCGAGAGCAGGCACACCUGAUCCAGGCGGAAGUCGGCCAUCUGAUUGCGGAUGUCAGCCGCCUCAAUGACCGUGUCGGCAAGCUUCAGUCCCAUUUUGCCCAGGCAAACAAGGACAUUGACCAAAUCCUGAUCUCCACCGACAAGAUUACCAAGCGCAGCCGCAAGAUCGAGGAUCUUGAGCUUGGUGAAAUCGAAGCCGCCAAGGAGACGCAGGAACCUGAUGAGCCGCGCCUGGCAAUUACACCGGAUUCCUAG